Peronospora matthiolae is the source of this 6102-nucleotide messenger RNA. NCBI's taxonomy places the organism in Eukaryota, Oomycota, Peronosporomycetes, Peronosporales, Peronosporaceae. The record is from the annotation of a GenBank genome assembly.
AUGUGGCGCAGCGUGGGCGUGUUGCUGUGGAAAAACUGGCGCGUGAAGCAGCGCAAUAGCCGCUUGAACCGCGACCGCAAUGGCAAGCGCUGGCUCUUUCCAGCGCUCGUCACGGACAUUGUGAUGCCGUUAGGGCUGCUGCUGCUUAUUAUUCAGAAGAUGUGCAUUUACAAUACUGAGCUGGCGAUGCGACCUGGAGAUAGUAGAGGGCCACUUAGUAGUAGUAGUAUUUCUAGUACUACUACUGCUGGUACUAGUACUACUCUGAGUAGUAAUCCGCUUCUGGACCUUGAUGGCCUGUUGGCUUCCAUCGAUGAUGACGCAGACGGGCGACGUCGGAUGACGCCAUUGGAUGAAAAGAAAAUGGAACCCACUGACGGAACGCCAACGAGUGACGUGACGUCGGAACCUGCGACAUUGCUGCUUGCGGUCUUACCGUUACUUCUGGCGCGAAGUAACCAAAGUCUAGCGUUUUUAGACCGCGGAGACACGGUCGGUUUUCUACGCUACCUCGAUCGACAGUACCCUGGUGCAAGUGAGUUGGGGAUUGCGAGUUACAUGGAUGUGAGCCACGUCGUGCCAUUCAAUUCGACCAUGUCGAAUGAUGAAGCCACGGAAGUGCUGCUCGAGUAUCCGAAAAGCAGUGGCGUGGCCAUUUACGCGGGUCUGGAUGUGCGGAAAGUGACGGCACGCGAGGAAGUAGAAGAGUCGGAUACGCUGGAGUUAUUGGCUCUGUUUUCUCAGUCACUGCUCAAGAAUCCGUCGCAAGGAGAGUCGGAAACGCAAGUGGCCAAGUUUGUUUUCAAUGAGUUGACGUUCAACGGCAGCACCAUGUCGUUUCCAUUCAUUCUUCCGUUCCAGAUGUCGCUGAACAUGCUCAUUCGAGAGAGCUCAACGAGCUUUGCCAAUAACGAAGUCGUGGAUAUCAGGGACCUCUCGCCUGACAUCCUUUGCCAAACCGUGAAUAAGAUGCUGAAUAUGGGUGGUCUUCGAUGGGGCGCGUUCCCUGCGUCCUCGCCAUUGGGACGCAGUGUUUUAGCAUGCAAAAUUGCAGUGACUGAAGGAAAGUUAUCGGAAGAAAUCCAACGUUUUCUGUCGAGCCUCAUCGGUAAAGUGGCAUCGACUGACGGGUUGGAUGUUUUGGCUGUGUCUACCCUGCCGAGCCGCCCUACGGACACGAUGUCUGGUGCACUCGAGAGCAACAUUGUCUUCUACAUGGCGUAUUUGUUCAUGUGGCCGUACGUGCGUCUGAUUUGUGAUGUCGUGGGCGAGAAAGAGGGGCAGCUAAAGGAGUAUUUGAUGAUCAUGGGGUUGCCAGCGACCGCACUCUUGACGAGCUGGUUUUUGCUGUAUAUCAUGGCCUCAGCGACCGUGGCACUUAUUGGGACAUGGCUGCUCAGUGGUGUCAUGUUUACUGCUACGCUAGCGGGGGAGGUCUACUUCUUCCUACUCCUGAUGGCGUUUGUGUCGAGCAUUCUGCUUUUCGGUAUUGCUAUCACACCCCUCUUUAAUCAGACGAAGACGGCAGCAUCAUGUGCGCCACUGGUAUUUUUCGUCCUCAGUGCCGGAGCCUUCAUUCGCUCAUUGGUGGGUCCAGAUGCUGUUGCGUCAUCCACUUCGCUGGCGUUGCUGCUGUCAGUGCUGGACGGGAUUAGCUCUCCGGUAGUGUUUAUGUCGACAUUGCACAACAUCCUGUCACUUGACGCAGUAACUAUUACUUGCAGGCCGAUCACGUGGAAUACCGUAGCGACACCGUAUCGCCUUUUGGCUAGCCAGUGCACAGGAUACCUGCUUCUUGGAUGGUACUUGGAAAAUGUGUUUCCACGUACGUAUGGAGUGCAGCAGAAAUGGUAUUUCGUGUUCCAGUCGUCUUACUGGUUUCCUAAAAACUUGAAUACGCAGUCGUUCUCGGACGUUAGUGACGACGGCGAGCUCGCCCGGCUGACUGAAAUGGGUUUCGAGAGUAUUGACGACCGGCUGGACGAUACACUUCGUGAACAGACUUUGUCAGAGUACAUGCAGCACUUUCGCCCGUCACUGUUCGUGCGGUCUCUUUCCAAGACGUAUCCCAAUGGAAAAGUGGCAUUGAAAAACGUGUCGUUUGGUGUAAGGAAGGGUGAAAUUUUUGGAUUGCUGGGGCCCAACGGUGCCGGUAAGAGCACGACGUUGUCGAUGUUAAGCGGGAUUAUACCACCCACUAGUGGAGAUGCUUAUGUGGGAGGGUCUAUCAGCGUUGCGACUAACCCACAAGCGGUUCGAAAAAGUUUGAGCGUUUGCUUUCAGCAGAAUAUUUUGUACGACAACUUGACUGUGUGGGAGCAUUUGUCAUUGGUGUGUGCCCUAAAGAACAGCAUGGGGAUCAAGACAGUCCCUGAGGGAUCCUGGCCCGCAAAGUUGCAGCAGUUCGGACUUGACGAAAAGCAUGACGCACUGUCAAAGACUCUAUCUGGUGGGCAAAAGCGCAAGCUGUCGCUCGUAUUGGCUCUCCUGGAUUCGUCCCGUGUGCUGUUGCUCGACGAACCCACCGCUGGAAUGGACUUGAAAGCCCGGUUGGACACAUGGGAUACGCUGAAGCGUGCCGUGACCCAUCGUGCCGUGAUUCUGACCACGCACUCGAUGCAAGAAGCGCAGGCGUUGUGUGAGAACAUUGGCAUCGUCGCUGAUGGCAAGCUAAAGUGUUGCGGCUCCAGCCUGUUUCUUCGCAAUCAGUACGGGGUGGGCUACAAGCUCACAGUUUCGCAUGGCGAGAGUGCCGACCAGGAUGACGACCGCAGCCAUCUACGGUCGAGACGCCAAACGCGCACAGGCGAAUUGAUGACGGUACUGACGAAGUAUGUACCUAAUGCUACUAUCAUGAGUGACAGCAGAUGGGAAACGCGUGUACAGCUGAAUGAUGGGGAAGAAAAGCACUUAGCUGGGCUUUUUAAAGAGCUGGAAACGAUGAAACAGGCUAGUACGAUUAAGCGCUACGCUAUCGCAGCGACCGGCUUGGAAGACGUUUUUGUGAAAGUCACUGAGGGUGAAGGUGUGUAUAAUCACGCCAGGGACGAUAUAGAAAACGAUGAUAGUCUUGGCAGCGUUGACCCAGUGCAUUUGAAAACGGAGAGUGGAAAAGUUAAGCCGAAGAGGGGUCGGCAAGCUGCUGGAACUGACCGACAACUGUCGGAGUGGGAAUCCUCGGUUUCAAAGAUUCGAGCUAUGAUUUUGAAGCGUGCAAAAAUGAGCUCUCGCGACAAGAAGGCGCUAUUUGCUCAGUUUGUAUGGCCACUUGGCUUCCUGGCAAUCCUCAUGGGCGUGCUUCAAAACUUGCUUACUUCUGGAGCGAGUAUUGAGACAAUGACGACCUUACCACCGUCGGCAAUGGAAACGUCGUUCUUUAUAUCGUCUGCACCAUCAGCAUCAGAUUCGGUCUUGGACAUUGUUGCGCAAAUGGAGCUAAGCAGCCACCCGAUUGUAUUUGACAGGAAUGUGCAGACCGAGCAGGCCAUGUUAGACACGAUUGCAAGUGACCGCGCCACGACGUAUUUCGCCGGUGUAUUUGUGUCGGAUGUCAAUUGGACGACACCCGGUAAACUGUCUUCUGAAGCGAUGGUUUACUCGCUUUACUACAACGAGACAGUACGUCGGUCGUUGCCGGUGACGCUGCAAUGGUUAUCACAAGCGUAUUGCAAAGUGCGCGUCAAACGGGAAAAAGCUCCUGGAAUCGAGAACUGCGAGUUGAUUGUGCAGAAGGGUGUAUAUCCGGACGAUAUCAAGAUAGGUACGGGAGUAAGCACGGGCGAAGAUGGCACGGAGCUGGACGUUGAUGAAGCUGUCAACGUUGUACAGCGGAUCAUGGUGGCCUUUUACCUUCUAAUGACGAUGAGCUCGAUGAUAGGAUAUUACGCCGCGCUAGUCGUGAGGGAGAAAGAAUGCGGUUUGAAGCGCUUGCAGUACCAGCACCUGGGAGCCGCUAAUGCGUCGGUCUUGUACUGGUCAUCGAACUUGUUAUUUGAUUACACGACAUACACGUUGGCCGUCGUCGCGAUUUACGUUAUUCUCAUGACGUUCUCUGCCGCGCUCAAUAGUGCGAUCAUCGCCGCCUGGCUCGUAUCAAUGGCGCUUUUUGGUCUGGCAAUUCUUCCCGCACAGUACUUCACUUCACUGGUCUUCUCAUCACACGCGACGGCACAGUCGUACAUGUCGUACGCUUCGCUGUUCCAGAUCGUGGCGGUAUCUGUCGUGUUUGCGUUGUCGAUGAUCCCUGGUUUGUGUGGCAAAGCAAACACGAUUGCAUAUUUCUUGCAGGCCUUUCCACUGUAUACGUUUGGCACUGUGGUGUUGGAGAUCGUGACAGUAUCUUGGGCUCCCAUGCGACAGCAGUGUCUCAAGGUGGUGGACGAUCCUGAAGGUGGGGAUCUACUUGCCAUGUUUGGAAAUUUGGGUACAGGAGCGCAGAGUUCUGUCUGGGAUUGGGAUGUCUCUGGAAAUAAAUGGUUUGCCCUGUUGAUGUGUAGCGUGAUCUACACGUCCCUCCUGAUUGCAGUCGAUUAUUACCACAUGUACCCCACGGAGGCGAAACACAGGAUGCGACUUGCACUGAGUCGAGGGCGUUUGUUCUUUGGCUGGCGUCCGAGCCAAGGGCGAGGGUAUGAAGAGGCUGAUCAAAGCGCUGUUGAUGAAGAAUGCCCUGAUACGAACAUGGUGCGUGUGAUGCGAGUUUCGAAGGUGUAUAAUCCUCUGAAGAAGAUCAGGGCCCGAGGGGCAAUUCAAACUGCCGAUGGCGAGAGUGGCGCUGGUUUGGUAAGUAGAAACGGUCAAGUGGUGGCGUUGAACGACGUUAGCUUUUCUGUGAAGAAGAGAGACUGCGUGGCGCUGCUGGGUGUCAAUGGCUCUGGCAAAUCUACGAUGUUUAAGAUUUUAACGGCUGCAAUUUCUCCCACUAGAGGUAAGGCGACGAUUGACUCGUGUGACGUGACGGAGGAGCCCCGAGAGACCAGUAUGAGGUACGGCUACUGUCCCCAGGGCAACCUGUUCUAUAACGAUAUGAGCGUACGCGAGCACCUCGAGCUAUUCUACCGUCUCCAAUGCCGUGGGCACAACGACGUGUCGUCCGAAGGCGCUAAACUUGACGAGCUCAUAAGACGACUGAACUUGCUUCCGGUGGAAAGAACGGCGGCUUUGCACCUCAGUGGGGGUAACAAGCGACGACUGAUGCUUGCACUGUCCCUUUUGAGCGAUCGCACGUCACUCUUGCUCUUAGACGAACCUUCAGCUGGCGUGGACGUAGUGGCCCGACGGCUCAUGUGGCGUGUCUUGUAUGAAAAGCGGCAAAGCGACCGUCGAAUUUGCUGCCUGUUUACUACGCACAGCAUGGAGGAAGCGGAGGCCGUGUGUGCCAAUGCAGUGGUGCUGUUCAAGGGCAAGAUAGUGUGGUGCGGCAGUAUUCCAGACUUGAAACAGCGCGUAUCACGAGGAAUUUCGAUCAGCGUGCGACUGAACAGCUCGGCCAUCUGGAAUUCCGGACAGGUAAAGCAUUACACGGACGAAAUUCGGCGUUUGCUUCAGUCGAAGCCGCUAACAGGUGCCCGCCAAAAAGGACUGGAACGUAGCAGUCUUCCAUUCGGUGACCUGGAUGAGGCCUGGGAACAUUGCCACGGUCUUUUGUACAAGACGCGCGACGCCGUUUCGAUGCUGUCUCGACAGCGUGGCAAGACUUGGCUAGCAGGUCUACGAGCUCGUUUCGGAUCAGACGACAAUGCGCCCAGAAGUGUGUCGAAACGACCAGCAGUUGAUGCCGAGGCGCAGGCUGCCAUUCCUAUCAUCGAGUUUGUUCAAGAAUGGCUUGUACAAGAAGCAUUUGUCCGCCUCGAGUCGCAACUGUUUACCGACGAGUUCACCUCUCGAUCUGGCGAGUCAGUGACUGCCGCAGACAUGGAAAGUGCCUGUGGAAGUGGGAACAACACCAGUGGAGUGUACGAAACCUCAUGCACGGACACUUUCGGACUGGCAGACGUGUUUGCUCUCAUGGAAGCGAACAAGCAGGCGUUCAACGUUUUGCAAUAUAGCGUCAGUGAGUUGUCACUGGAGCGCAUGUUCGAGCAGUUUACGGGCAGCACCUAA